GGUUCUACAAAUUCCUUUGAGUUGGUUUACAGUGCGCCACUCUUUAAGGGGUACAUACCUAACUAUCAUAUUCCACAUUUUCAGCCUACGUUCGAUUUGAGCUUUAACCUACCUAACCCUAAUCACUUACUAUUCACUUUUGGUAUUGGAAGAUAUUCCCAACAAUGCCUAUAGACAACGGCGUACGCUGCCAGGCCCUUACCUUGUUUGGAAUAGGUGCUACGCGUAAACGCAUCCAAGAGGUUACGGGUAUAUCCCUAGCUGGCUUCUCUCGUCUCCUGCAAAAGGCCACGGAGCGCGGCUACGUGAAAGGCAGUCCUGUUCUUCUUAGUUACGUUCAAGAUGCAAAACGAUCCGGUAGACCGUCUAAAGUACGCGCCAGAGCAAACGACGUUGCCGACCUUAUCACCCGCAAUAGCACAGGUAAAAAGUGGUCUGCCCAACAAAUCGCUGACCAGUUGAAAGAAAAAUCCGACAAAAAGGAAGAUACCAUCUCCCGCCGAACAGUCCUCCGCUGCCUCAAAGAACUCAGUCAGACAAGGGCAGGCUUUUCUAAAUGAGAUAUUAGACCCUAAGCCUAUUAGUCCAGACGGCAGCGGAGAGAUGAGCUUUCUUUUCGACGACACAGCUCAAAAUAAUUGAUUUGGUGACCAUCUAUGCGUACAGUACGAAUAAUUUAGUGGCGCACUGUAGUUAGAACUAUCCAGAAGAAAUUGCAGAACUUCUGGC
Messenger RNA from Hypoxylon fragiforme, 729 nucleotides. RefSeq lists its product as uncharacterized. The transcript has a single exon. The coding region runs from base 165 to 560 and encodes 131 amino acids. Lineage: Eukaryota; Fungi; Ascomycota; Sordariomycetes; Xylariales; Hypoxylaceae. The record is from RefSeq and is a predicted model, not a curated record.